UUUUAUUCUAUUUUUUAUGGUAAGACCUCUAUCGACGCCUCUGUGCGACCAAGGGGUCUGUCCACUAUGGAUUUCCUCAAGUCUGCUGUGGCAUCUGCCAUUGCCAAGGGCCCUGCAUUCCCAUAUACCUUUGGAGAUAUUGUCGACGUCGACCAGUCCAUCUGGACCUUGCAUAAUGGCACCCGGCGAGAAGACGGUUCCAACUGCAGUAUCUUCUCGUUCGACAUCAACGCCAACCGCUCCCUCCUUCCCCUUGCGAAGAAUGCCCUCAAGAAGCUGCGCACAUUACGGCACCCCGGUGUGAUCAAGGUGCUGGACACGGUCGAGACCGACACGUAUAUCUACAUUGCCACAGAGCGCCUGGUGCCCCUGCGCUGGCAUGUCAAACGGAAAAGCUUGAGUCCCGAGACUUUAAAAUGGGGCAUAUAUACAGUCGCGCGAACUGUCAAAUUCAUCAACGACGAGGCUUCUUCUAUCCAUGGCAACGUGAGGGUUGGUUCCGUAUACACAUCAGAAAGCGGAGAAUGGAAACUGGGAGGCUUCGAGAUCCUGAGCAACGUCAAAGACGAUGAUGCCAUCAUAUAUAACUAUGGUAGUCUGAUACCCGACUCGGCGCGAUACUCGCCACCUGAACUUCGAUCCGGUUGGGAUGCCAUCAAGAGAGCUCCUCACUCUGCCGUUGAUUCCUUCAACACCGGUAUCCUCAUCUUCGAAUCAUUUAAUGGGGAUUACUCAGGUCCGGAACAAGCUGGUCAGACGAAGAAUGUACCACCGAGCAUGCACGCGAGCUAUAAGCGCCUGGUCAAUGCCAGCCCAAAGUCACGACUGAGUGUGGCCCAUUUCAUAGAACAGGGCUCUCGCCGCGGCUCGUUCUUUGACACGCCACUUAUAAAAUUGACUGAUGGAGUUGACAGCCUUGGUAUUAAAUCUGCCGAAGAGCGCGAAGCUUUCCUCGAUGAUCUUGAUCAAUUGACGGACGACUUCCCUGAAGAUUUCUUCAAGGAAAAGGUUCUGCCAGAGCUGCUCAAAUCUGUCGAAUUUGGUGGUGGAGGCGCCAAGGCUUUCGGCGUCGUCAUGAAGAUUGCGACCAAGCUCUCUGAUGAUGACUUCGAUACAAAGAUUACGCCCGUGGUAAUUCGCCUCUUUCAGAAUCCCGACAGAGCCAUCCGCGUCUGUCUGCUUGACAACCUGCCUUCGAUGAUCGAUAGAUUGUCGCAGAAGAUCGUCAACGACAAGAUAUUCCCAAACCUAGUGUCCGGGUUUACGGAUCUGGCUCCUGUCGUCAGAGAACAGACACUCAAGUCUGUCCUCACAAUAGUCGGGAAGCUAUCCGACCGCACUAUCAACGGAGAGCUUCUGAAAUGUCUUGCCAAGACUGCAAAUGACGAGCAGCCUGGCAUUCGUACGAAUACGACCAUAUGCCUUGGCAAGAUUGCAAAGAACCUGGGCACAUCUUCAAGAAGCAAGGUCCUCAUUGCUGCCUUCACUCGCUCUAUACGCGACCCUUUCGUCCAUGCAAGAAAUGCCUCUCUCAUGGCUCUUGCCGUCACGGGCGACUGCUUUAGUGACGAAGACUGCGCGUUGAGGAUCUUGCCAGCAAUCUGCCCACUACUCAUAGACAAGGAGAAGCUUAUUCGAGAUCAAGCUGUCAAGACGAUGGAUGUGUACGUAGGGAAAAUCAAGAAGGCCGCUUCUGACAUGCCCGACACUGCGCUUCCACCGCAGCAGCUGGGCGCGAACGCGCCACGCAUGAGCACCCCCGUGGGGACUGAGUCGUCUGCUCCAUCCUGGGCUGGAUGGGCUAUCUCCUCAUUUACCAACAAAAUGUCGCAAGCUGCAGGCGAAAUUCAGCCGACAUCGUCCAACAGCCCGACACCUGCGCCAGAUGCGAAACGUCCUGCACCAGUGACAACUUCUUCAGCAUCCACUCUCCACCGGCAAGCAAUGAAAUCACCCACGUUUCCCGCAGCCUCGAGACCAUCGUCGAGCAGCAAUGCCGGAGGCGAGACCUUCUUCGCCGAUUCUGUGCCAGCGGAUGACGCUUGGGGCGACACCGGCGAUGACGCAUGGGGCGAUGAUACUGAUACCGCUAAUGCCUGGGGAGACAUGGAGGAUAUGGACGACGACAACACGGGUGCUGCAUCAAUGACUUCGUCCACAACGCUUUCGGCACCCAAGAAGGAUCUACCGACCCGCAAUAUCAGCAGCAGGGGCAGCGGGAGCGGAAGCGCAAAGCCGUUUGGCGGUGAUGACGAUGAGCCAGACUUUGCAGGGUGGCUGGCUGCGCAGUCCAAAUCAAAGAGUGCAACCAAGCCACUGCCAAAAGGGCUCAGCAAGUCGAAUGGCAAGACCACAACAACUGCUACAACAAAGAAGCCUGCCCCCAAACCAGCUGCUAAACCAGCUGCCAAAGUUGCGCCGGCGAAGAAGAUUGAUAUGAAGCCCAAAGAGUCGGAGGAGGAUGGCUGGGGUGAUGCGUGGUAGCGGUGAAGGCAACAGGCCCGGGCAUCUGAAUCUAUAAUGUGUUAUUACAUCGUCUGGAAGUUCUUAGGCGAGCGUCUCUUUGCAUAAUAUGUGGUAAGGCGUUCUGGGGACUUGGAUAACAAUGGGAUGGCUGAUAGUAUCCUAUCUGAAUAGGAUAGGAUGGUGACAUUGGAUAGAACGUUUUGCUGGCAUACACGAUGUCCAAGGAUGCGGACAUAUCACAAAAUUGCAACAAGGCAAAGUCAAAGUAAUUUCC
Molecule: messenger RNA, 2740 nt
Organism: Cryphonectria parasitica EP155
Lineage: Eukaryota; Fungi; Ascomycota; Sordariomycetes; Diaporthales; Cryphonectriaceae
Product: ARM repeat-containing protein
Exons: 6
Coding region: 67-2484 (805 amino acids)
Biological process (GO): tRNA export from nucleus; protein phosphorylation
Cellular component (GO): cytoplasm
Molecular function (GO): ATP binding; protein kinase activity
Source: RefSeq, a predicted model, not a curated record